UGGCAGCACAGAGGAUGCUUACGGCAGUCAUCAUUCAGAUAUAACAUAUGGAACCAUUGACUUGACAGCAUCAGUGGGAAAAACUUUAUCUGACACAUUUAGUGUAAUUUAGUAUAAUAAUUAGUUAAAAAAUAAUUUAGCUGUCCUUGGGAAACAAAAAAGACUUUCAGACGCUGCACGAACUCCUCGGGUAGAAGGCAUGUGGAGUUACGUUCUCACCUGUUUGCUUGUCCUCGCCAAAGAUGCUGUUGCGCUCAGCAAGGUGUUUGGUGAGGUGGAGCCUGUGCGGAUGACGUCCGAGGGCUCCGACUGCCGCUGCAAGUGCGUGAUGCGCCCGCUGAGCGUGGAGGCGUGCGCCCGGCUGCGGGAGGGCGGCGGUAGCGGGCGGCCGGAGGACUUCUACGCCGUGGAGACGGUCAGCUCGGGCUCCGACUGCAAGUGCUCGUGCACGGCGCCGCCCUCCUCGCUCAACCCCUGCGAGAACGAGUGGCGCACGGAGAAGCUGAAGAAACAAGCGCCGGAGCUGCUCAAGCUUCACUCGAUGGUGGAUCUCCUGGAGGGAACGUUGUACAGUAUGGAUCUCCUGAAGGUUCAUGCUUACAUGAACAAGGUGGUGGCACAGAUGAACAACCUGGAAGAGACCAUCAAAACCAACCUGAGCAGAGAGAAUGAGGUUGUGAAGGACAGCAUAGUCACCCUUAGCAACCAGCUGAAGCGCUACGAGAACUACUCAGACAUCAUGAGCAGCAUCAAGAAGGAGAUCUCCAACCUGGGCCUGCAGCUCCUGCAGAAAGACGCAGCUCCUGAGAAGGCACAGGACACAGAGACCAAAACGCAGGCAAAGAUCAAGGAGACAGUGAAAGCCAUCAAUAAGAAGGGCCCUGCAUCCAAACCCCCUCCCAAGCCUCCCAAAGACAAACCCGUCAAGCCCAAGAAGGAGGCCCUGAAAGCAGCCAAGCCGGUAAAGCCUGACCCCACUGUCAAGACCAAGCCCCUGGGUCUCCAGCCUGGGGUGAUCCGGGGUAUCACCUAUUACAAGGCAGCCAGGACGGAGGACAAAGAAUCAUCUAACACACAAGGAAAAGCUGACAGAGAGAGCUCAGCCAAGACCCACACGGCUCACCACACACAAGGCAGCAAGGAGGGAUCCGAAGUUGUCCUGGAGACCAUGGAAGCCGUGUCCACCACGGCUGUUCCAACCACAACAACGACAGCAUCCACAACGACUACAACAACAACAACAACAACUUCAGCCACAACCUCUUCAACCAGUAGCCCCACGACCACCACUACCACCACCGUUGCUACGACAACCCCUGUGGAACACCCACAGAUGGACGUUGAUGCCCUCCCAGUCACCACCACCGCCCCAAUACCUGACUCAACAGAUGAGCCACUGCUCCACAGACACGCAGCACCUACAGUUGCCUCAGAACGAGACGGCAAAGCUGACGGACAUCAUGUGGUCCCUAGUAAAUCAGAAAAGACCACAGAUUGUGAAGGCACGAUAGCCUCCAUAGAGCUGCCGGAGAGGCAUCACAGCUACGGCCGGAACGAGGGGGCGUGGAUGAAAGACCCGCUCGCCAGGGACGCCAAGAUCUACGUCACCAACUAUUACUAUGGCAACAACUUGGUGGAGUUCCGGAACCUGGAGAACUUCAAGCAAGGGCGUUGGAGUAACCUCUUCAAGCUGCCCUACAACUGGAUCGGCACAGGCCACGUGGUCUACGACGGCGCCUUCUACUACAACCGGGCCUUCACCAAGAACAUCAUCAAGUACGACCUGAGGCAGCGCUACGUGGCGGCCUGGACGCUGCUGCACGACGCCGUCUACGAGGACACCACGCCCUGGAAGUGGCGCGGACACUCCGACAUCGACUUUGCCGUGGACGAGAGCGGCCUGUGGGUCAUCUACCCGGCGCUGGACUACGAGUACGGCAGCCAGCACGAGGUCAUCGUCAUCAGCAAGCUGGAUCCGGGCGACCUGAGCAUGCGCAAGGAGACCACCUUCCGCACGGGCCUGCGCCGCAACUCCUACGGGAACUGCUUCCUGGUGUGCGGCGUGCUGUACGCUGUGGACGCCUACAACCAGCGCGAGGGGGAGGUGGCGUACGCCUUCGACACGCACACGGGCACCGAGGCCGCGCCGAGGCUGCCCUUCACCAACCUGUACGCCUUCACCACACAGGUGGACUAUAACCCUAAGGAGAAGGUCCUGUACGCAUGGGACAAUGGACAUCAGCUGACCUACACACUCCACUUUGUGGGACAGUGA
This is a messenger RNA of Engraulis encrasicolus (European anchovy), 2275 nucleotides long. RefSeq names its product olfactomedin-like 2A (gene olfml2a). Gene Ontology annotation, biological process: signal transduction. The record is from RefSeq and is a predicted model, not a curated record. NCBI's taxonomy places the organism in Eukaryota, Metazoa, Chordata, Actinopteri, Clupeiformes, Engraulidae. Bases 200 to 2275 code for a protein of 691 amino acids. The transcript has 8 exons.